Molecule: messenger RNA, 4669 nt
Organism: Calypte anna (Anna's hummingbird)
Lineage: Eukaryota; Metazoa; Chordata; Aves; Apodiformes; Trochilidae
Gene: LEPR
Product: leptin receptor
Exons: 19
Coding region: 134-3559 (1141 amino acids)
Biological process (GO): cytokine-mediated signaling pathway
Cellular component (GO): membrane; external side of plasma membrane
Molecular function (GO): cytokine receptor activity; protein binding
Source: RefSeq, a predicted model, not a curated record
GUGUGGUUCCCCUGAGUCCCCUGCUCUCCAUCCUGGUGGAAAGGAGCAGUUUCAGUACAGCCAAGAGGCAUUGUACAGUCUGAGAAGCUCUCCAGAGUUUGGGCUGGUUUGCUGGUCAGCUCUACAAACCAGGAUGUCUUGGCAACUCAUUCUGACCUUGUUUGUGCUAUUGGAUUUUCUCCACAUGGCAGUUGCCCACUGUAUGGUCCAUCAGAUUCCUCCCAGGAACUUUACCUUACCCUGGAUGCAGCUGAAUGAGACAUUUUUGAGUCCUUUCUCCUCUGGAGUUGUAAAGAGUUGGUCUGGUUUGAGGAGAGCACCCAAACCCAAGCCUCCCUUCCUGAUAAAUGCAGAAAGCUUUCUGUGCUGCCUUUGGAGUGAUGGCAACAUUGAUUGUUCUUUGUACAGCACAACCAUGCAGGCAAGGAAGUUCAUUCCCUCUGAAAGCAUCUCAGCCUCUCAGGAAACAGGUUCAAGUUGGAACCUUGAAUGUUGGAUUCAAGGCAAGCUGGAGCUCUUGGUCUGCAGCCUGCGGUUUGUGAGGGUGCAGCUGGGAGCUGACUUGAAGGUUCAUCUUUUUUAUGCUGUGUCAGAGCUGGGGCUGGGAGAUGUCUCCACGAGCUCCCUGGAGGGGACAGUCCUGGCUGCUGAGUGUGACUGCAGUGACCCUGCUGCCUGUGGGUGCUCUGUGCCUUCCCUGAGCCUCAACUACACCUACAUCAUGUGGCUGAAGGUGACAAUUGGUGGGACACCUCUGUGGUCACCCUUGAUGUCAGUCAAGCCCAUAGACAUAGCAAAGCCUGAACCUCCUCUGAACCUGCACCUAGAAAUGACAGAGGAAGGCCAAGUGAAGCUCUGCUGGUCUGACCCUGUGCUGGUGCCAUACCCCCUUCAGUAUGAAGUGAAGAUCUCAGGAGCUUCAGGUCAAACUGGCUGGCAGAUGGUUUGGGGUGCUGUGGAAAGCUCCCUGGCCAUGGACAGUGCACUCCUUGGUUCCUCAUCCCUACUUGAAGUACGAUGCAGGAAUGGCAAUGGUCCAGGGUUCUGGAGUGACUGGAGCACACCCUAUAACCUCAGCUUGGGAGCUGGAGUCCUCUACUUCCCUCCCAAGGUCCUGGCCAGCGUUGGUUCUAACAUUUCCUUUUAUUGCAUCUAUCAAAACAAAACCAAGCUUGUAGCAUCCCAGGAGAUUGUCUGGUGGCUGAAUUUAGCAGCAGAAAUCCCAGCCAGUCAGUAUUCCCUUGUGAACGAUCGCGUAAGCAAAGUUACUCUUUUCAACUUGAAAGCAACCAAACCUAGAGGAAGUUUCUGCUAUAAGGCAUUGUACUGUUGUCAUCAAAAUAGGGAAUGUCAUCCUAGAUACGCUGAAUUAUAUGUAGUAGAUAUGAAUAUCAGCAUCACCUGUGAGACAGAUGGGUACUUGACUAAAAUGACUUGCAGAUGGGCUGCAAACCCAGACACUCUGCUCCUGGGGAGUUCCUUGCAGUUAAGGUACUACAGGAGCAGAAUUUAUUGUGCUGACUUUCCAAGUACCUCUCCAAAAUCAGAGGUGAAAGAAUGCCAUUUGCUGAAGAAUCAUUCUUAUGAGUGCACUUUUCAGCCUUUUUUUCUUUUAUCUGGAUAUACCAUGUGGAUAGAGUUUAAGCACUUACUAGGAACACUUGAAUCCUCACCAACUUGUGUGGUUCCAGCAGAUGUGGUGAAGCCACUUCCUCCCUCCAACCUUCAAGCUGAGCUCACCAGGAAUGUUGGGCUGCUGAAUGUGAGCUGGACAGACCCAGUGUUCACAAACGAGCUGAGGUUCCAGAUCCGCUUUGCUGUCAACAGGGGAGAAAUGGCAUGGCAGCUUCAUGAAGUUGUAAAGGCACCGAGUUCAGCUGUGAUCACAGUUCAGAAACUUUGUGUCCAGUACAUUGUUCAGAUCCGGUGCAGGGCGCUGGACGGGUCGGGUUACUGGAGCAACUGGAGCAGCCCAGCCUACACCCUUGUAAGGGAUAUCAAAGCUCCCUUGCAGGGCCCUGAAUUUUGGAGAAUUAUUCCUGAAGAUGGGGCAAGGAGGCAGAAGAAUGUUACACUGCUCUGGAAGCCACUGAUGGAGAACCACUCCUUGUGCAGUGUGAGGCAGUACAUGGUAAAACAUCAGACAUCAAGGAACACCACGUGGUCAGAAUACGUUGGGAAUGGCACCACCUUCUCCUUCCCUUGGACUGAGCACACACACACUGUGACACUGCUGGCCAUGAAUUCCAUUGGAGUUUCUUCAGUGAAUUAUAAUUUAACUCUGUCCCAGCAAAUGAGCAGAGUGGAGGCUGUGCAGUCACUCAGCGUGUACCCCGUGAACAGCACCUGUGUGGUUCUGGUUUGGACACUUUCCCCUCCAAUCCACGUGAUAAAAUCUUUUGUUAUUGAGUGGAAGAACCUCAACAAAGAAGAGGAGAUGAAGUGGGUGCGAGUUCCUCCAAACAGGAGGAAGUAUUAUCUUCAUGAUCACUUUAUCCUGAUUGAGAAGUACCAGUUCAGCCUCUACCCUGUGUUUGCAGGAGGAGUUGGCAGACCCAGAGCAACGGAUCAGUUUACCAGAGGGGGCUAUGAAAAGGAGGAUAAUGCCAGCCUCUACAUGGUUCUGCCAAUAGUCAUCUCAAGCUCAGUUUUGUUCCUGGCAGUGGUGAUGGCUUCACACCAGAGGAUGAAGAAGCUGUUUUGGGAAGAUGUUCCAAACCCCAAGAACUGCUCCUGGGCUCAAGGUGUUAAUUUCCAGAAGCCUGAAACUUUGGAGCAUCUUUUUAUCAAGCACCCUGCAGCAAAGUCUUUUGAGCCCCUGCUUCUGGAACCAGAAAUAGUGCUGGAAGACAUCCACCUUACUAAAGCCUGGGAAGAAGAGGACAGGGGAGGGUUUUUGGUGAUGGAUUCACUGCUGACCAAAACUCAAGACUCUGAACAUGACUCUGCUUGCUCCAGCAGCCAUUUCAACAGCAGCAGCUUCUCCCAGAGCUCCCAGGAGGAGGAAAUCCAUGGAGAAGUGGCAGGGCAGACAGAUGUUAAGUACACCUCUGUUGUCAGUGACUCGGGACAGAGCGGGCUGUACGAGCAGAACUUGGGCACCAGAGGCUGCUUGGGGAGGUGCUGCUCAGCUGAAGACUCCUUGGUGGCAGGCACCACCUUCUCCAGGAUCUUGGAGGUGGGAAAUGGGACUUUCCUCCUGUUACCUGAUCCUCCUGGCAAAACUCUUUCCCUUACUUCUUCCGAGGGAUUUUCUGAGCCUUGGGACCAGGAGGAGGCUUUCCCUGGGGGAGGCAGCCCUGAGCAGAGCCCCUGUUACCUCGGGGUCACCUCCCUGGGCAGUAGAGAAAGUGACAUUUUUGUGACAGAGAGUUCUGGGGUGACGUGCCAGCUCCCCACAGCUGAGCUGCUGAGAGAGGGGGGGUUCCCUCAGCACCCACCCCCUCAGCUCACCACCCUGAGGGACAAAGCUGCCCUGCCCUACGUGCCACAGUUCCAGGUGACUGCUCCCAAGGGGCAGGAGGCCACGGAGAGGAACUCAGGAGCCAUCACACCAUAACUUGGUUGCCUUCAGUGGUUCUGGGAGGGGGUGGGGGGUGAUGCAUCCCCCCUGGUUUUCCCUCUCCUGACUUCUCCCCUGGUUUGAAGCUGGGAAACUGGGUCUGGAUUUGAGUGCUGGGAUUUUAGUCGGAAGAAAUUCUGCCAUCCAGAGUCCUCCUCCUGCAAGUCUGUGAGGGCAGGGGCACCAUUGCCCAGGGGAAUGAUCAGCUGAGGCUUUCCUGGGAAGAUGGGGAAAUGUGGGAGUUCAUCCCCUGGGAUGUGGGUGGCAGGAGAGUGGCUGCAGCCUGGGGAAUGCUUGAGGAAUGCUCUGUUCCCAAAGGAAUCUCUUCCCUCAGGGGAAGUUGGUGGACACUCAGAUGGAGCCCAAACAGUCCUCCCUCCCUGUCCCCCCAAUCCUGGGGUGUUCCUCAGGGCCAGAGCAAAACCACAGAGAAAACACCUAUGGGAAAGGCUGCCAAUACGAGCUGAUCCCCUCUGCAAAAAAAGAUUUUAAGUAUAAUUACUGGGGAAUCAAGCAAUUUAGUCCCUUAAUUUAAUGAAGCAGCCUCAACACCCCUUUCCCAGUCCUGAGGUUUCUGUUGGUUCAGGUAAACCCAGGUCCAGGCCCAGAGAGAAGGGCAGGACACAGCUGGAUGAGUUUAUUCAAUAAAUAUUUCCCCAAGCCAGCCCUCAGUCUGGCAUUUAUCUGUGUGGAAUGGACACUCAGUCCUGCUCUUCACCUUUUCUGCACUCUUGUAUAAAGCCAAAAUCAGCAUAUUCUGAAUCCACCAUCUGCUGCCUCUGCCUGCUCUCCAGUUUCAGCUCUGGACACUCCUCUGGGCAUCACUGCCUUUGGGAGGGGAAAUGAAAAGCUGGGGUCACUCACCACUUUCUUUUCUCAACAUUAUUAUUUUUUUUCCCCCUCAGCUUCAGGUCAGCUUGUUUGUUUAGCCCUUAUUUUGAAGUACAGAGGACCUCUAAAGGCUGUACAGAAAUUAUAUCUGCAAGCACAGAUAAAAUUGGCCACAUUUCUUUAAAAAGACUUUAAUUUAAAUACACUGUUAGAGGUGCACAGCUCAUUUCUCUAAGAAAACUCAUCAGAUGUGUCACUGUUCCUUUUACAUGUCAC